Messenger RNA from Ostreococcus tauri, 1911 nucleotides. Its product is annotated as Mitochondrial substrate/solute carrier. The record is from RefSeq and is a predicted model, not a curated record. Lineage: Eukaryota; Viridiplantae; Chlorophyta; Mamiellophyceae; Mamiellales; Bathycoccaceae. Gene Ontology annotation, molecular function: calcium ion binding. Gene Ontology annotation, biological process: transmembrane transport. The transcript has a single exon. The coding region runs from base 1 to 1911 and encodes 636 amino acids.
AUGACGCCGUCGGAGCGUCGAGAGACGGCGUCGCGCGCGUCGUCCUCGUCGGCGUCAACGGCGGCGGCGCGCACGCCUCGAGAUGGUGCACGUCGGCGCGCUUUCAGACGGACGGUGCGGUCGAACGCGAUCGCGCAGACGUGCGCGGGGACGGUCUCGGGCGAGGAAAAUCAGUCGAAAGACGACGAGACGCCGAGCUCGGGACGGAGGGUGGUGUACGACGACGAUGGGAACCUUCUAGCUGAUUACAUUGGGCAAACUUCGUGCGUGGUCGAGUCCGAAGCCGAGAGCGGGAUGACGAGGGUGAAGCUGAUGACGUAUGACCGAGUAGGUUUGAUGGCGGACCUAGGAAACGCGUUCAACUCCAUGUCGCUCUCAAUCAGGAGCGCGCAUUUGACGAGCACGAAGGAGGGCGUGGUGGAGUGUACGUUUGUCGCGAGCACCUUUGACCUGAGAGGCGUCGCCGCCAACGACUAUGAGGUGCUGAAGCAACGCCUGAUAGCGAGCGCUCUUCGGCGCGGUAAAUCGUCCAAGUGGAUCGAACGACAAGCGCGUUUGAAGCAAUUGUUCAAACGAAUCGAUUCUUUGGACACUGGAUACAUUUCCCAAAGAGAGGUGGACGAAUAUGCGAAGUCGCUGAAAAUGCCGCCGUCAUUCGUGCACGACUUCAUCGCAGAGGGUGAUUCUCACGGAAGUGGUUCGAUGAACUUUGAAGAGUUUGCAGCAUACGCUCGAUCGAAGGAGGUAGUGUUGCGCGACGCAUUCGACUCUCUAGAGCCGAACGAGAACGGCUACGUGACAGGCAAACAGCUGAAGGAUGGCCUGAGAAAGUUAGAGCUGCGUUCAGGGAGAUACAACACGCGCAAAAAGAUUCGAAGCAAGAACGUCGACGAGGUACUGCGUUCGAUGCGCGAUGAUGCUCAACUCACCGCCGAUGACUUUCGCGACUUGCUCGUCUUCAUGCCGGUCGCGGCGUUCAAAACUGUUGAUCCGUACUUUAUGAAGGUCGGUCUUGAAAUAGGUCCGCGCAGAUUGGCAAUUCCGGACAGGCGCAAAGAAGGUUCACCGUGGGGUCACUUCAUCGCGGGCGGAGUCGCGGGGAUUGUCGCCAAAACUGCAAGUUCGCCGCUCAACGUGUUGGCCGUUCGCACGACAGUAAGCGGCAAAGCCACCGACGGUCUCGUUUCGAUGGUUCAGAAGAUUAUGCGAGAGGAGGGCGCUCGUGGAUUUUUCAAGGGCAACCUCACGAACUCGCUCUCGAGCGCUCCAGGCAAGGCGUUUGACUUCUUCGCGUAUUCGUGGUAUAAGGACGUCCUGACACGUGGCGAACCGCGCGAGCCAACCAACGGCGAGCGCUUGCUUGCGGGCUCGCUCGCAGGGAUGACUUCUGACACGUUGCUUUAUCCGCUCGAGGUGAUAUCGACGAGACUCGCGAUCAGCACGGAAAUGUACAAGAACUCUCUCGCCGGUGCCGCCGCGGUGGUCCGACAAACCGGUGUAAAAGGGUUGUAUUCUGGUUGGCGGUCCGCCAUGCUCGGGACGAUUCCGUAUACGGGCUUGAGCUUCGCAACGUAUGACAUCUUAUCGACGGCGUACAAAAAAGCGACGAAAACGGAAAGCGCGGGGGCUCUUCCGACGCUCGCGUGCGGUGUGGUGUCCGGAUUUAUUGCGUCGACAGCGAGCUAUCCCAUCUAUCGCGUCACGCUGCGCAUGCAAACGGGAAUGGCGCCCAGCGAUUCCAUCGUACAGUGCUUGAAAUUGUCUUUACGCGACGGCGGUGCAGGCGCGCUCUGGCGCGGAUGGGUACCGAGCUCCUUGAAAAUCGUGCCCCAGGCGGGCUUUUCGUUUCUCGCGUACGAAUCCGUAAGGAAGCUCUUGCAGGGUGACGACACGCGGAACAAGGAUGUUUAA